This is a messenger RNA of Ylistrum balloti, 1637 nucleotides long. RefSeq lists its product as uncharacterized. Lineage: Eukaryota; Metazoa; Mollusca; Bivalvia; Pectinida; Pectinidae. The transcript has 3 exons. The record is from RefSeq and is a predicted model, not a curated record. Bases 1 to 723 code for a protein of 240 amino acids.
AUGGUGUCCAAAAUUACGUUGUUAUUUGGCUUUUCGGCAUUAGUGCUGUUGAUACUCCAGACGGUAUCCAUAGCAACACCAAACUGGUUCGUUGUUGAUGGAAAUGGACAAACAUAUAUAACAGUUGGAUUGUUUGAUGUCUGUGUGACAGGCAGAGAAUGUCUAUCAUACAUCGAGUAUGUGUUCAAACAGCAGAGCCCUUCAUUUAGCUACAUAGCCUUUAUAGGACUGAAUGUGCUGGGAUGUGUCUUCAACUUUGUAUCCAUCGUCAUGUGUUUUGCUCACGCAGUCUCCGGAAAACCUUGUCACGAAAGAUCCUUCAUCCAGAGGACGGCUUCUUUGUGGAUCACUUCGGGUUCGCUUCUUCUUGGUGCUGUCGUCUGGAUUUAUUUAUCUUUGAUAGAUGUCGGCUUAAAUGAUGUACUCACCGACCUUUCAAUCACGCCCGGCUAUUCUUUCUACAUUGCAUGUCUUGUGGCAGUACUCCAUUUGGUUGCAGCCAUCGCCAUGUUCAUCCAUGCCAACCGUAUGCCUGUACCUCCGAUGACAACUGGUUUCGUAACCGCUGCAGCUCCUCCAAUGCUUGUAAUGCAGACAAAUACUAUCGCUAACCCACCUGUUAGUAAACCAGAACACCCUCAAAACAUCCAAACCGACGUGCAGACUUCUGCCUCAUAUGGAUUACCCCAGAGCCAUCCAUCAUAUGGAUACGACCAAGCAUGAAAGAAUUGAGCAAUAUCUGCCUGACAUACAUUAUUUUUUUUUUGACGUGUUUUCAUUCCAUUUAAUUUUUGAUGUUUCCAGUUUAUCAUAAGUGUUAACGGAUCGCAAACCCUAUUGACCAAAAACUCUGCUCCCGUGCGACAAUUAUAUAUGAUCUACCGUAAUAACCAGUAUAUGCUAUUUGUAUUAUUAUUUCAAACCGUAUUCAUAUAUAUGAUUAAUACAAUCUAAAUCCAGCUUGAUCAGAUUAUCUUCCUGUUACAUCGUGUAAUAAUUUUACGUAAAUGCCACUAAUGUACCAUAACCUGGGGUUUUUGUCAUUGGCUGUGCCGGCCAGGAAUCAAUUGUAGACGAUAUCAAUUUAAAAGGACACAGCAAAAUGGAUGUCUUCCUUAUCUUGUUCAUUUUAACACAUUCUGGACAUUUUUGAUUUUGAACCUGUCUAAAUGUAGCUUUUCUAAUUUAUAUCAUUUUUUUUUCAUAUGAGAUUUUAAAAAUCUGUCUCGAAGAUUUAAGUUUUGUUCAGCAAAUCUUGCAAAUAUGCAAUUCUAAGACUUAUUUCAUAAAAUAGAUCAACUUUUAACAGUUCUGAUCACUGUUUUGAUAUCCACUGAAUGUACCCAAGUAAUAUAUUUGCGUAUGGCAGAUGUGUAAUACAGCUUUUUGUGACGUCAGGUGAAAACAUCACACACUCACAGAUUGCCUCGUGAUGUAACAAUAGUGAUCAUAAAUAUGGAAUAACUUCAAGUGUGACCUAAAAAUGGCCGCUUUCAUCGAUAUUUGCUCGACUGAACGUAAUCAUGAUCAAUGCGAUAUAUGAUUUAUGAAACAAAUUUUCAUUUUAACUCGCAAAAUGCUAAAAUUGAAAAUCCUAUGAUGUAAUUCAUGAAAAAAAUAAAUUUAGAUUUCUAUAC